Galeopterus variegatus (Sunda flying lemur) is the source of this 2729-nucleotide messenger RNA. RefSeq names its product diphthamide biosynthesis 3 (gene DPH3). Lineage: Eukaryota; Metazoa; Chordata; Mammalia; Dermoptera; Cynocephalidae. The record is from RefSeq and is a predicted model, not a curated record. The transcript has 3 exons. Gene Ontology annotation, molecular function: metal ion binding. The coding region runs from base 102 to 350 and encodes 82 amino acids. Gene Ontology annotation, biological process: protein histidyl modification to diphthamide.
CCCCGCGCCGGCGCCAGGCCUAGGCCGGCGGCCGCGAAGUUGGGCCCGCCGAGGUGGUGUCGGAAGGCGGGGGUAUCAGCCCUUGGCCGGCCCCGGUGACCAUGGCGGUCUUUCACGACGAAGUGGAGAUCGAGGACUUCCAAUAUGACGAGGACUUGGAAACGUAUUUCUACCCCUGCCCGUGUGGGGAUAACUUCUCCAUCACCAAGGAAGAUUUGGAGAAUGGGGAAGACGUGGCAACGUGUCCUAGCUGCUCUCUCAUUAUAAAAGUGAUUUAUGACAAAGAUCAGUUUAUGUGUGGAGAAACAGUUGCAGCCCCUUCAAUCAACAAAGAAUUAGUUAAGUGCUGAAGAAGCCUUCAGGAAUCCAAAUCCCAACAGUUGGGAAUGAACCAAGUUGGAAAUAUCAAAUACAAAGUUACUGGCUUCUUCAUGGGGACAACCGUUUUGUGGUUUACUGUUCCAUUAGGGUGUGGAUUCUUUUUAUCAACUGUUGAGUUCAUCUUCAAAUAAAGAAGCAAGUCCAAUACAUGACUACCCGGAUUUCAUGCUUAGAAGUUUGAAUUGGAAAUGUUCUUAAUUAUCCAUCUGAAUUUAAAGGAAGGUAAUUUCAAAUCAGUGCUAUUUUACCCUCAGUUUCAUCAUUUUUAUAUCUUAAACCUAAUUACUUCAAUAUCUGAUAGCAGCAUUGUCUACCUCAGUCAUUGGGAUCCUUCACUGGGAUUGUAUUUUUGACUUGGUUAUUAAGAUGAUUAAAAUUAGCCCUUCCUUUGAAAUUCGACUUUGCUAUUCUAAACUUAAGCAAAUGAGUUGCCUUGUCAGUACUGCACUCCAGUUCCUACACCAAGCCUGUUUCCUCAGUCUUGCCAUUAUUAGAAUGUUCAUGUUUCAUUCAGCAUGCCAUUCUGUUACACUUCAUGCACAGAGUUCGUUCAUGGUAUUAAAGAAAAAAUAUAGUGAGGUCACAAUUUCUCCAGAGCUAAAAGUUAGUAAAUAAGAAAGAAAAGUUCAAAGUGAAAUGAACAAAGAAUAUGGAGUUUCUUUAUAGUCUGCAUGUUCCUUGAAAGUCAGGACAAGAUUAAAAAAAAAAAAAGCUAAAGAAAGUAAAAUAGAUAACAGAAUGAGAGGAACAAAACAUGCCAACUUGAAUGAGAUUACCAGAUCAGAGCAAAUAAUAUUUCCAUAUCUUGGUUUUUAUUUGUUUUUUGAUAAGGCUAGUUAAAUUGCAUUCCAGAUAGGGGUUUAUGGCAAGUUUUCAUGGCUGGUGGCAGUGCUUUCAGCAUAUCACUGUCACUACACCUAAAAGGUAAAGCAUCUACAACAGAGAAUGAGCUUGAAAAUGGGAGGCCUAUUCUGAAUAAAUAUGCCCAUGAGGCCACAUCUGAUAGCCUCUAUGACAUGGAGCCAAACCAGACAUGCACUCCUGCAGAGAACUGUUGCCCUGGAGAAAAAUAUGUGAAGAUAAGCUGUCAGUCUCUCUUUGCCACAGUGCUGAGAAUAGCUAGAAAUUAGAAUCACAUAGAAAUUUGAAAAUUCCCUUUGUAUACACAACUUUGCUAUGUAUAUAUAAAGUUUUAAAAAUGCACUGUCUGGCAGAUUGUUUCGGGAAUGGCUCCUACAACUAGAAAAAUAGCUUGCUAGAAUGUAUAUGUCCUAUCACUGAUUGAGAACUGUGCUGCACACACUAAUUGGAGUUUUAAAUUAAAACAAGUGAGUGGCCUUUUUUUUAACCUGCCAGUGGCGUUGCUGUGUGCAGUCAUUAGGCUGAGACAUAAUAAGUGACCAAAAAUUGACAGAAGUGCUUGGUACUUUUUAUGGCAUAUUCCUGAAGUAUGGAGAAAUCUCAUUGCUGUGUGGGACACUGACACCCCAGAAGUAAUUCACAACUGCUUUGCAAAAGCUAAGUGACUGCUCAUGUAAACAGCAGGGUACAUGCUGACUGGUGGGAAUGAACUGCAAAGAGAAUGUCCCAUGCUCGUGGUGGUGGUUUUCUAGGUAUCACUAACAUAUUAGCUCCCUGCUGAGGAGUUUCAAAGAUACCCUUAAUAUAGGUCUACAGUGAACAUAGAACAGGAAGAAAAGUUGUCCAAGUUCAAACAUCCCAGAAGAAAAGCAUACACAGUGCUGGCAAUCAGUGAUUGGUGAUACACUGCAAUAAUGGGAAUGAUUUUGUUUCUAAAGCAACUGAGUCACUAAGUUUGUGAACUACAAAAGAAUACAUCAAGAUUUAAUCUUACAUUAGCAGAAGGUAAAACCAGAGUUGCUGAGUGAUGUGUGUGCCUUAUUUUGCCCAAGACAUUUCUGAAGCACCUCUGAGAACUGAUUUGUAAUCCAUGCUCUGUCUCUUAAUAGUUCUGAAAUCUUUGGCAAGGCCAGUAGAUUCCUCAUCUGUAGAAUUAGGAGACUGGAUCAGGUGAUUUCUCAGCUCUGAGUUCUCUAAUUUCAGGCUUGCUAGCUUACAGGAACUGAAAUGGCAAUUGAAACCUUAAUAAACUUGAACUAUCUAAAUCAUGAACUGCAGAGAAAGGCUGCAUUCUUCAAUAACUUGAUGUUACUACACUUCUGAGUUUGAAAAUUAUAAAUUUAACUAAAAGAUUCUUCAUAUACUUACAUGUAAGCAUUCAGAGAUACUUUUCUUGGGAAGCACCCAACAUUUUUGGUAACUGUACAUAUUAAUUACCGGAAUAAAUUGUAUUGGCAUGCUAAAUAAAGUCACAUAAUUCAAAUCCA